AAGGAACCGGAGAGAACACGCUGCAACAUCUCGGACUUGAUAAGAAGCAUGUUGUUAUGAGGUUGGGAGCAAGGAUAUAUUAACAGAAGGAAAUAUACACUCGAUAUUUUUUUCUCCCCUUUCCAAGACAUGUGGCUCUGGAUUUUCUUCCCUGUCGCUCUCUCCCUAACAUCAUUCGUUGGAACGUGGGCAGUAUAUGGCUUAGCCUACUCCAACCAACAUGUGUGCUCGCUCACUGACUGGUGGGGGGAGAACUUCUGCACAGUCAAUAACACCAAGGACUGCUGCAGGGUUCCCACCAUUAGCACAAGCGGAGCCUCCACCCCCGAGAAUUCACUUUUCACCGCGACCAUCAACGCCGGCUCCUUUCUGUUUUUCCUCUUCUGCAUAUUCCACCAUGCCCAUGUCAUGGAGAAAAACGCAUGUCACGCCACAAUGAGUAGGUUGGCGCUGUUCUUCGGCUUGGUGGCCUCUCUGGGAUCGUUUGCCGCCGGAAACUGCAACCCCAGUUACCUGACCCUGCUGCACCACGUGGGGGCUGGGGUGAGCUUCAUGUGCAUCUGCUGCUACACGGUCUUGCUCACCGCACUGACGGGUAGAUGUCUGCUGACGGGGUACGAGUAUUUUCUCUACCCCCUACGCAUCAUGUUCACAGUGCAACAGACCAUCCUCACCCUCUGCUACGCUUUUUGCUUCAGCCACCAUGACUACUACAACGUUCACCUGUCGGCCGUAUUCGAGUGGAUCCUCAGUGCCAACCUGGAGCUUUUCGAGCUCAGCUACGUUGUGGAGUUCAGCUUCUUCUCCUCCUACAUGCUGUCAAAUCUGUACAGCCAUCGCGAAGAGGAGAGGCCCUUCAUGUUGGCCUGACAUGCGUACACUUUGACUUACAGGAAGGCUACCCGGCUCCAGCCGGAGAACGGGUAUGCCGGGACUAUGAAUAUGAUGUGAGGAUUUUCUGAUGACUGACCGUUGAUGACGAUAUUUAUUCAUGCCUGAGCUAUCAUUGUGAAGAUGACUCAUGACUGGGAUGUGCAGUACAUUGAAUUGACGCUUUUAAUACCUCGGAUGCCAAAGAUAACAAAAAAUCCUGUUGUGCUGGAUUACUCGAAUGUUGCUCAUUGGUGGAUGUCGUCACCCCCUGACGAAUUUGUGAAGGUGUGGAAAACAAACAGGAUGACAUUCACAUACUGAAACCAAACACCAUUUCAAGUUUAGGUGACAGGAAAUUGUGACGUACGUAGGUGCUCAUUCACUCAGUAUGAAGUGUACAGUUGUGCCUUGAGAGUGACCCGGGUUUUUCAAGAUACGAGCUGUCGUUCGGCCAAUAAAAUUGGAGAUACGAGCCCUGUAUGGUGGCAGUGAAUGCAACUUUGGUGUUUGGCGGUUGCGGAGCUAUUCUUUAAAAAAAAAAGAGGCUUCAAGCUGUUUAAUGACACUCCAAGUUGCCUUAAAAUCUGUUAGUUUGAUGCUAACAUAUUAUGCAAAACACCAUAGAUGGGCUACUCAAACUCGCACUGAUGUUGCAUAGUUAUAACCCUUUAAGCAAUAGAUAUUUGAACACAAAUGAUGGCGCAACGUGUUGACAGAUGAUAUAACAAUACCCACAGGGAUAUAAUCUUUAUCCUCUGAAAAGAACUAUUAUUACUGCAGGUUACUGAGAAACUGAAGACCAUCUCCAUGUACAGUAUACUGUACCUAUAUGUCUGUAUUAUACUGCCCCCCGGUGGCCAAGGCUUGCAGACCAGAAGGUGCAGCACAUACAUCGAAUUGAAGCAAAAAAUGUGGCAAAAAAAAGUGUUUUAAUUUCUAUACAUUCUAUUUAAUUCAUUACUGUAAGUUUUUAUAAAGCACAAUAUCACAGUGAUUUUUCUAAAAAAAAAAAAACUACAAUUUAGGGGGGAAGCUGGAACAGAUUAUGGCAUUUCCAUUCAUUUCAAGGAGGAAAGAUGAUUUGAGUGUCUUUAGUUAUGAGCAUGGUUCUGAAACAAAUGAACUCAUACUUCAAGGUACCACUGUAUACACUAAUGUGGUUGAACUUCACCGGGCAAUCAUAUAUGCGUUGCAAAUCGCAUACCAACGCUAAUCUGUACGUCCCAACAACACUCAGUGCAGCUCUGCCUACCUUUUGGCUUUGACAUGAUAGUACCCGUGUACAGAAAACAAUUUGCGCAUUUAUUCAUUAUCUUAUAUCUGCAUCUACCUAUAUCCAAUUUAAGAUUGUACUAGUAGGCCAAAAGUGGUAAUAGUAAUGGGGGAAGAAAAAAAAAAAAGAUUACUUGCAAGACAGUUGUUCUGCUAGUGCACUUAAUUGUCAUACUAGUGAGUACGAAGUGUGGACCUUAAACUGGAUAUCAAUAUUGAAUAAAUGCUCAAAUAAUUGACAAAAUGACAAAAAUGCGAGUUGGCCCACUCUAGUUCUCAGUGGUUCGCUUAAUCUGGUGAGAAAAAAUAAAUAAUCUAAUUCAAGACACCAAGUAUAAACAAAAUGUUUGAAACUGAAAAUGUCAAAUUUAAUGUAAAUUUGAAUGUAUUUUGUGUCACUUUUGAGAUGUCUACGGUUACGACAAAGACAACAGCUGCAGCAGCCUGUGGAUUUAAUGCAAAGCACUUAACCUUUACUUGAAAGAAGGUAAAAUACAUCCAGGCAGAAAAGAUAAUAUACACUAUGUAAAAAAAAAAACAACAAAAAAGAACAAUCAUUCCACAAUGAAUAUCAUCUUUUAAAGUUGGAACAAUAGCGAUAGGGAGUGUGUUGUUAUCUACAUUUUGUUAGCAAGAGAACAGUGAAAGCACAACAAAAGUUGGGUCAGUAUCUUUACUGUAUGGUACACUGUAAAAAAAAAAUCUCAUCGAGAACGCAGUAGUCCACAUUGUCCAAAAAAAAAAAAAAAAAGUCAUUCAACCUCAACUGCAAGGCAUACAUUAUAAAUAAAUGUAAAGAGGGCAAAGGGGGAAGAAAUAAAAAACAACAAAAACAAAAUACUACAAGCAAUAAUCCACAAUUCCAGCAUGGCUGAAACAAUAAGUGGCCUUAAAAAUCUAAACCACUGGGGAGCGUGGCCACAGUUUUUUUUUUUUUAGUUAUUUAUUUUUAAUAAACUUUUAAGAUAUUGUAGAUUCUUCAAGACGGCGUGCCGGCCCAUUGUGUAACACUUGAGAGAAUAAAUCAAGUUAAAACUG
This is a messenger RNA of Phyllopteryx taeniolatus (common seadragon), 3183 nucleotides long. RefSeq lists its product as uncharacterized. The record is from RefSeq and is a predicted model, not a curated record. Gene Ontology annotation, biological process: protein localization to plasma membrane. The transcript is spliced from 7 exons. NCBI's taxonomy places the organism in Eukaryota, Metazoa, Chordata, Actinopteri, Syngnathiformes, Syngnathidae. Bases 130 to 870 code for a protein of 246 amino acids.